UCCUUCUGCGUUUUAUAUUGCUGCAUUUGCUAUGUAAUACAUUUUGAUUGUGUACCAUGUUGUAAUAUAUAUAUCAAUGUAGGGCGGUACUCAUUAUAUUAUUGGGCCAUGCAUUCAUAGUUUGAUCAGCUGUUCUAUGGGAUUUAAUACUCUCUACUUCCGGGUAAAUUUCAGUCGAUGACGUACAGUGACUCGUGAUUGGCUUUAUACGCCAUUUUCUUGUCAUCAGAGAACGACAUAAAGAACUUCCUUCUUCUGAGGAAGGUACUUGCUGCCUCAUUCAGCAAGGUGAAGUGAGUACCCACUGGCCUCUGCUGAUUAAAAUAUUUGUAACUUCUGUCUGGUAGUGAGACAUAAGAAGAGAACAUGGCAUCCCGCAAGAAAGUACUUUUGAAAGUAAUUAUCCUGGGUGAUUCUGGAGUUGGUAAAACAUCACUGAUGAACCAGUAUGUCAACAAAAAGUUCUCAAAUCAGUACAAAGCAACAAUUGGUGCCGACUUCCUCACUAAAGAGGUGAUGGUAGAUGACCGAAUAGUUACCAUGCAGAUUUGGGACACUGCAGGACAAGAACGAUUUCAGUCAUUGGGAGUGGCAUUUUACCGAGGUGCCGACUGCUGCGUAUUGGUCUUUGAUGUUUCUGCUCCCAACACUUUCAAGUCCUUAGAUAGUUGGAGAGAUGAGUUCCUAAUACAGGCUUCUCCCCGGGAUCCAGAAAAUUUUCCAUUUGUUGUUCUUGGGAAUAAAGUUGAUCUUGAGAACAGAGCAGUGUCGGCAAAGCGGGCCCAGCAGUGGUGUCAGGCUAAGAACAAUAUACCAUACUUUGAAACAUCAGCUAAGGAAGCGAUCAACGUGGAACAGGCAUUCCAGACAAUUGCGAAGAAUGCGCUGGCACAGGAAAGUGAAGUUGAGUUGUACAAUGAAUUUCCUGACCAGAUAAAACUGACAGGAGAACAGAAAGGCAACCGGCAAGAUGUCUGCUCGUGCUAAUCUGAUGGUCUGGGAGAAGCAGAACAGUAUCAGGCCUGAAGAAAAUGAUGAGGACGUUUAAAGAUGUGAUUCACUCCCUUUAAUGCAGUUUAUCAAGGGAAUGACAUGUGAAAUGAAGACGUUACAUGGGAAAUGAACUGAAAGAAAUAUGAAUACUCUCAGAAUUUAAAGCUGUUACUUGCAGAAAAAUUGUCAUUAAUAUUAAUAACAAAAAUUGUCGAGCAAGAACAUUAUGGCAGAAAAAUGGUUUUGUGGUACACAAAUGUAAACUUAAAUUCUUUGUUAUGACAUUAUUUUCUCUUUCUCUUUAUAAUGUAUAAUAGAUUUGAUUUUCUGAUUGUAAAUUAAGGGAGUGUUUUAUUAAAUCCUAUACCAAAAUUGGCAGUCAAGUCCGGUAAUAUUUGCUAAAGCCAAGUGGUGGACAAGUAUGAUUGUCAGUAGUAGAGAUGUCUGUGAAACUAGAUUUAUAGAUAUUUGUUAAAUUAUUUUCCUUUUUCUCAAACAAAACUAAAUGCUAUUGGUCAGUGCAUGCCUGAUGGAGAUGAUUAUAUGACAUUAGUUCCAGAGAGAAUAUUGUUUGUGUACAGCUUAUUUGUAGUGCAUACUGUGCUGAAAGCAAAAACUUCCGUAAACAUUUUAUGUUAUUAAAAUUUAAUGUGCUGUCUGAAAAAAUUCAUUUAAUUUUUAAUGACCCUAAGGCCACUUCUUUGUUUACAUUGCAAGUCUCUAGUAAUAUUAAUGAAUUUAGCCGACUGGUAAUGUAUCGUACAGAAAUUUAAUAAAUAGCUCAUUGUUAAUGAGAACUAAAGUGAAAAUUUGGUGUAUCAUUUAUUUAUGGGCUUCAUGUAGGUUGCCAAAGAUGAAUAUGAAUAAAUAUUACGAAUGGUGUUAUUGCUGUUUGAAUUACAUUACAUACAGUAAUUAAUGUUUUGCUUUUUUAUAUCCAAGAUUAGUUGAUAAGAGGGCGUAAUUUGCAAUGUGGUUGGCCCACAACUUGUUAGAUUUAAGAGCCUGGAACCAGUCUUACUGGUUGUAUAAAAUGUCCUUACUUUGUCAAUGAUCUGUCUUUGCAAUCUAUUAAUAUAUCUGUUCUGUAUGUAUUGGGAAUAGUGAGAAAUUCUCCUACUCUUCCCCCCACUGAAGGGGGCUUCAGAGCCCACAGUUAAUGUGUUUUGAGUACAGCACUCUCUGUUGAAAUUAAAAAUAACAAUAAAGACAUUUUCAUAAAUUUUAACUGAUAUGUUUUUGUAUACCCAAAUUUCAAAAAUGGAUACUCUGCUUUUACAUUUAACUGUUGCCUGAGUAAUUGGUUUUGUCGUAAAGGUUUAAUAAUAUAUCACAAUAACUGUCAGUUGUUUGAAUAUUGUAGGCCGACAGUAGUCCAGCUGGAACGUCGUGUCUGAUUCGUCCCUUUGCCUGUGGCAUAUAAACUCUGGUAGGAAACGUGGAGGAAGUUGAAGUAAAAUGUUUAUGUGUUGAAUUAAGUAUGUUGAGAAGGAAGACGGAUAAAACGUACGGGCCUUAAAUGUUUCCCCUUAUCACUAGAGUUUACAAUAAAACAAUUUUGAAUUAAUAUAUAAUGUGUUGGUUAAAAUAUACAAAACAGUUUUGCCUGUUUUGUAUGAGUGUGAAACAUGGUCUCUCACUCUCAGGGAGGAACAUUGAUUGCAGGUUUUUGAGAAUUGGGUGUUGAGGAGGAUAUUUGGUCCUGGGAGAGAAGAGAAUGGGGCAUGGAGAAAGCUUCAUAGUGAUGAACUUAAAAAUUUAUACUCCUCCCACAAUAUUGUCAGAGUGAUUAAGUCGAGAAGAAUGAGAUGUGCGGGGCAUGCAUGGAUGGGGUAAAAGGUGUGCACUGGGUAUUGGUCAGGAAGCCUGAGGGGCAAAGACCGCUGGGGAAAAUUAGAUGUAGAUGGGAGGAUAGUAUCAAGCAGUAUGUAUGGGGGAGAGGUGUUGAAGGCGACUGGAUUUGGCUGGCCCAGGACAGGGUCCGAUGGAGGGCUUUGGUUAAUUCGGUGAUGAACCUUCAGGUUCCCUAAGCCAUGUAGUUAGUUGUGUUGGCCUAAUGAUGUGAAGUGUGUUUAUUAUACUGCCUGCCAGCACAUACUUUUUCAUUUAUGGUAAUUUACUGCAUAUUUUAACUUCAGUUGGCAAUUUUCUUCCAUGUUUUUUAGUGGGUGGUGCAAAGGAAAGAGGCUUUUUUAAAAACAACGGGAAAUAAAUGACUAAGUAGAUUCGUUACUGUCCAGCUGAAGUGCAUGUUGCAUGUAUCAUAGAUGUGUUCCUGCGUGCACAUAUGUGAAAGUUUGUUUUAGUAGGGUUAGGUGGUAUUUAAAUUCACUUUUGCAUCUGAUUACUGACAUUAGAUUUAGUUUCAUAUCAGUUGUAAUUUCAAAACAUGGAACUGGAUUGCUGGUGAAACAUUAUUAAGAAUUAUUAGAAGUCCUUUUUUUUACAAGUGUUCUCAGAAACCAUAACAUAAAAAUAAAGUUCUCUGACUUUGGUAUAGCAAAUUGCUUGUGUUGUAAAGGCUGGUUAGAAAUACACACAGUUCAUAUUGGAAAAAUGUUGCAAUUUUCAUUAAUAUUUCUUGUUAUUUUGUAAAGAAGUCAGCAUUACAAUUAUGUAUUUAAAAGUAGUGAGCUUUUUUUAUGUUGCUGGUGUUUGUAUGGAAUUUAACCAUGUAAACGUACCAAAGCAAAUACAUAAGUAUUUGCCCUCUUAAGAUCUUGCAUAUUGUUACAAGGCUGUGAUUUUGCACACUCACACAACAAAUGCUGUAAUGUUGUUUUUUUAAAGUUUACAGUGUGUUUGUAAUUAGAGGGUGAAUCUGUAAAUCCUGUAAUUUUCACUGUGUUACCUCUAUGUAGAAAAUUACAAGUUUUGUUCAUAAGGAAAAUAUGAACCAGAAUCAGGAACAACAAUCCAACAGUCGAUAAACACUUGUCACAAGUUUCUUGCCCCAGUUUUUUGGUAGAGUUCACACAUUCAGAAGACUGUAUUACAUUGCAUAUAAAGCCCUUUAUUCAGUAGUCUCUGUUGUGUUUACAGCUGCUUACUGUGCAACCAAAAGUGGUUUUUACAGUGCAGAAACCAUACCAUCAUUUUUUUUUUCAUUGCAUCUUGUGAUAAUUCACAGUCAGAUUGUUUUAGAAGGAUGAUUUGAGUGACAUUACAUUCUUGAAUAUGUGGAAAGAAUUAUGUUGCAAAAUAUUUCACAAGUGCUUAGCGUUGAAGUGAUUGUAAUUUUCUCCAAAGUUUUGUUUUUGUCUAUAUUCAGGGUGAGCAUUAAUAAAACAUGUAACUUUUUUGGAGUUGAGUUUUAACUUUUUUAUUUUGUGAAUGAAAUAUCAGACGUUCUGCGUAUUGAAUGUUUGGUAUUGUGACAGUGGCUAUGAAAAGAAAUCUGUCUUGUCUUCUCUUCUCUCUACAUGGAAGAUACUCAUUCUGUGUUGUGACUUGUUCUCAGUAAAUACCUGCCAUGAUGAGUCUUGCACAGUAAAUGAUUUCAUAUUACAUUUAAUUCAUUUCUUAACGUAUGCCCAUUUAUGGUGUAUGUCGUUUUGAAUGUUGUAUAUAAAUAUUACCAUUGUGUGGAGACUCCGCUUUGUCCAUAUGCAAACUGCAGCUGCACUUUUCUGUAUAUAUUGUUUAUGGGACUUUUGUUAUAUCAUGAUAGACUCUUUCAGAAAUUAAUAUAAUAUAUAGUCUUCCUUCGGGAAAUUAUUUGCUCAUAUACAUCCUGUAUGUAUUAGUUUGGAAUAUUAAAUUUAUUCAUGAAGGAAUGAGAAAACAUGUACAACUGCACACAGUUUUCCUUGAGAAGCCGAACCAGUUGGUAAACAAAAUCUUCACCGUAAGAUUUGAGGCUUUCACAGCGGUGAGUAUGAAGAUUUCUGUCUUCUGGGUUGUUGCGCUGUAUAGUCUGGUAGAUGUUUACCAACGUUUCAGAGGUCAUACUGCCUCCGUCAUCAGGGCGAGGGACCAUGAAUAUGAUGUGUGUAUGCUAAGGGAACAAGCAAGGUUCAUUUGUUUCUUAAAUACUCUGGAUGCUAAAUAGCAUGGUAAUUUUUUAUAACACUGAAGCAGUAUGUGUUAUGACAACGCACUUCAACAGUGGUCUUGAAGGUUAGGUGUUUAUUUAAGUUUUCUGUAAUGAUAUAGUUUAAGAAGUUGGAAACUACUGUCAUAAUGAAUCAAUAUAUUGGACAUGUUAUAAAUUUACCUUUUAUUUUCUCUAUUCUUAGCUGUAAUCAAAGGCAUUUAUCAUCUCAGUUAGUUUAUAAGACAUGAAGGAGGCAACUGUAACACUCUGAAAUGGCAAUAUAAUAUUCACCAUCUUAUUUGUCAUGAGUAAAAUUUGUGUAUAGAUUGUAAUGUGUUGCUAAACAGGAUGAUUCUUAGAUGUGGACAUUAUUACCUAAUGAUUAAUGUUACUGCUGAUACUACUGCUGCUGCUUCUACUAUAUUUCAUUUGUAAAAUAAAUGAAACCAAAAUGUACUGGUAUUUAAGUAAAAUUUAAGAAAGUUA
Molecule: messenger RNA, 5515 nt
Organism: Zootermopsis nevadensis
Lineage: Eukaryota; Metazoa; Arthropoda; Insecta; Blattodea; Termopsidae
Gene: Rab7
Product: RAS oncogene family member Rab7
Biological process (GO): endosome to lysosome transport; phagosome-lysosome fusion
Cellular component (GO): lysosome; late endosome; phagocytic vesicle
Molecular function (GO): GTPase activity; GTP binding
Source: RefSeq, a predicted model, not a curated record